Molecule: messenger RNA, 2313 nt
Organism: Pangasianodon hypophthalmus (striped catfish)
Lineage: Eukaryota; Metazoa; Chordata; Actinopteri; Siluriformes; Pangasiidae
Product: ceramide kinase family protein
Exons: 13
Coding region: 434-2215 (593 amino acids)
Molecular function (GO): kinase activity
Source: RefSeq, a predicted model, not a curated record
GUAUUAUCCAAUGAGAUGGCGGUAUGAUAAUUGCAGGCCAGAGCGACAGGUGUGCGAGGAAUCAGGGAAGCGCGAGGAAGUUUUUUUUAGACGCUAGUUUUAAGAGUUUGACAGCGAGGAUUGCGAUAAGAGGAAACAACUGAGACACAAUACCGAUUAUAUCUUCUGUAGUAACCUGUUUUUAAAUGAGAUAUUGACACAGUGGUAUCUCGAGUUGAUGGUAGGUCAUAUUGGGUCUGUUUUUUCCGCUCACGAGCCAGGUGUUCAUUUCAAACCAGCGCGCAGUGACAGAAAUGAAAUGCUCGUUAGCUCGCGCACACCGUGGAACAAAAUGUCAGCGUUAAAGCGAGAAAACAAACGUGUAAUAGGUGAAUAAGGUUGUUUUUUUAAAGUGAUUAGGUUGCUGUUGGAGGUUUAUGAGGUAGUUGAGGUGAUGGAGACAGACUCGGUGAGGUUGGAGUCGAGUGUGUGGAUCGGAAAUAAGCGGCAGCGCGCGCUGCUCAGUGGAUGGCGCUUCAGCUGGACCGAGCUGGACAAGAAGAACCGAGACAAAGACACUAUUUCAGUGCCCAUCUCUGAGGUGGUUGCAGUAAUGGAGGGUCAGGUGGAGAUCCAGCCACAGAAGAAAGUGGAGGACACUGACCGAGACUUCACAUUGUUCUAUAUAAAGCGGAGUAAAACCAGUGGUGGGAAGGGGCCACUGUGGAGCCUGGGCAGGUCCCAGUUCUGUUGCCCCAGCCGUGACCUCAGGGAUCAGUGGGUGACCCAACUCAGAAUUGCACUUACAACACACUGUCCCUCUCGCCCUCACAGGUUGUUAGUGUUCAUUAACCCCUAUGGAGGGAAGAAAAAAGGGAAGCAAAUCUAUCACUCCUCAGUGGCUCCUCUAUUUGAGCUGGCUGGCAUCAGCUCUCAUGUUGUGGUGACUGAGCGAGCCAAUCAGGCGAGAGACCAUAUCCUGAAGAAAGAUCUGACUGGGUUUGACGGUGUGAUUGGUGUGGGCGGAGAUGGAAUGUUCAGUGAGCUGUUGCAUGGCGUGAUUGGACGAACCCAGCAGGAGGCAGGUGUUUCAGAACAUGACCCGUCUGUGAUGCUGCAGCCAUGUGACCUCCACAUCGGCAUCAUUCCAGCAGGCUCCACAGAUUGUGUUUGUUUUGCUACAGUAGGUGUGAAUGACCCGGUUACAUCAGCACUGCACAUCAUUAUCGGAGACUCUCAGCCUCUGGAUGUGUGUUCUGUCCAUCAUCAUUCCACACUGGUGCGUUAUUCUGUGUCACUGGUGGGCUACGGUUUCUAUGGUGACGUGUUGGCUGAAAGUGAGAGGCACCGCUGGAUGGGACCUCUCAGAUAUGACUACUCGGGUUGUUUAGUGUACCUGUGCAACAGGAGCUAUCAGGGAAUAGUGCAGUAUCUACCUGCAGACUCCCAGAUCACCAGCCCCAGAGACAACAGUCGCUGCCUCUCAGGGUGCAGAGUAUGCUCGGAGAGCACCGAGAGACUGUUCCCUCACUCAGACAGCUGCAGUUCUCUGUACAGCAGGCAACUCAGCCAGUACAGCAUUGAGUCAGAGGGUGAGUGGUUAAGUGUUGAGGGCAAAUUUAGGUGCGUGUCCCUCACCUGCAUGUCCAGCUCGUGCCCACGGAGCCCCAAAGGCCUCUCACCCUCAGCACACCUGGCUGAUGGGACAGGAGACCUCAUCCUGGUGAGGAACACUAAUCCCCUGGGUUUCCUCACGUACCUGCACAGACACACCACCACGCAGGAUCAGUUUGACCUGCCCUUCGUCGAGGUGCACCGCGUCAAAGCAGCACGCUUUUCUUUUACUCCCAGUGAGGAGGAGGACGAUGAAGACAAGCCAAAAGAAAGGCAAAACAUCACGGCAGGUAUACUGGGGGAUCCUGAGAUGCUGUGUGAAGGCGACGUUGAGUCCGGCAGGCUCGGCUCCCGGCAAUGCCUUGCAGGAAAGCAGAGCGAACAAGGGAUGAAGGAGAAAGGAAAGAAGACAGAUUAUCUUUGUGGACUGUGCUCCAGUAAGCGGUCUGCUGUGUCUGUGUGGAACUGUGAUGGAGAGAUUCUGCCGUAUACUGAAAUCUUAUGCAGAAUACACGGUCAGCUGGUGCGUUUGUUUGCAAGGGGCAUUGAAGAGGACACAAGCUCCCAGAAAUACCGUGAGGGAAGCAGGAAUUGCAAAGGGAGAUGUUUUUUACACAAUUAAUAUUAACCAUAAAAAUUCUAUAAAUAAGAAAUAAUGAAUUUCAUAUUUAAGUUAUAAAGUACAGUAGAAUAUUGCAAUAAACAUAAGCACAUGGUUCA